CAUUUUAGGUUGGGUCGGUGGCGGCGCCAUUAAAAAAAGCGAGCGAAAGGAGGAGGGCUCCGCGCUCUCGUGCCGUCGCCGGGGCCGAGGCCGCGAGCGGGGCCGGGGCCUCGGCGGGGAAGCGGUAGCGGGGCCGAGGGCGGCGGGCGGUCGCCGGCCGGCCGGCGCGGGUCAGCCGCAGCGGCGGCGGCGUCACCAUGUCGGAGCAGCAGUUCGCCAUGGACUCGGCGUCGGCGGGCGCCGGAGGCAGCUCGGCCGAGCCCACGGAGCAGCCUGAGGGUCUGGUGGGGACUGGGGCGGGAGGCACCGACGGGGGAGGCGGCGGCGGUGGCGGCGGGAUCGAGUCUGAGGGAGCCAAGAUCGACGCCAGCAAGAACGAGGAGGACGAGGGGAAAAUGUUUAUUGGCGGCCUUAGCUGGGACACUACAAAGAAAGAUCUGAAGGACUAUUUCUCUAAAUUCGGUGAAGUUGUAGACUGCACUCUGAAGUUAGAUCCCAUCACUGGGCGAUCGAGAGGCUUCGGCUUUGUACUCUUCAAAGAAUCGGAGAGCGUAGAUAAGGUCAUGGACCAGAAAGAACACAAGCUGAAUGGAAAAGUCAUUGAUCCAAAAAGAGCUAAAGCCAUGAAAACAAAAGAACCCGUUAAAAAGAUUUUUGUUGGGGGCUUAUCUCCAGACACGCCUGAGGAGAAAAUAAGGGAAUAUUUUGGAGGUUUUGGUGAGGUUGAAUCGAUAGAGCUACCUAUGGAUAACAAGACAAACAAGAGGCGUGGAUUUUGCUUCAUUACUUUCAAGGAGGAGGAACCAGUGAAGAAAAUAAUGGAAAAGAAAUACCACAAUGUUGGGCUUAGUAAAUGUGAAAUAAAAGUAGCCAUGUCAAAGGAACAGUAUCAGCAGCAGCAGCAGUGGGGGAGUCGAGGAGGAUUUGUCGGAAGAGCUCGAGGAAGAGGUGGAGGCCCCAGUCAAAACUGGAACCAGGGAUACAGCAACUACUGGAAUCAGGGGUAUGGGAACUAUGGCUACAACAGCCAAGGGUAUGGAGGUUAUGGAGGAUAUGACUACACUGGUUACAACAACUACUAUGGAUAUGGUGACUAUAGCACGGGAACUUCAUUGCAGGCCCUGUGUCGCGCUGACUUCACGAUUCUCACAGGCCCGCUCAAUGCGGACAGGGUACGAGAUGCUCACGCUCUCGAAUGCUGCCGUUUGGUAUGGUCUCUUCCAACAUCCUGUAUCAGCAUUAUAAAAUAAAAUGGAUACUUCAAGCUUUGCCUUCACUUAUUUCUUUGCUUUUAAAACUAUAUGUAAUGUAAUUUUAAUGCAUUUUUUACAGGCCCAGUAAUGGUUAAAUACGUCAGCUUACUGAAUAAUUUUAACUUUGUUCUUCUAAGGAUACAGCUUGUCUCUGGAUUUUCCAGUCUUAAUUUUAUAUUUUAUUAAUCUAUUUUAAUGCUUGCUUUUCCCAUUUAUAGACAUUGUAGCAGUAAUUGCAAGAAGUUCUUGAGCUGAAUUCCUGUUGUGUCGGCUUCUCCUUAGCUUCUGAACACAAUCCUACUAUAGUGGUUAAUAACCUUUUCUUUUAGUUAUAUUUUCUUAAUGGAUAAGCUAAUAAUAUUCUAUAGUGGGUCGGCACAAUUCUUAAAUGCAACUUUUGGGCCCAAAAGGUCCAUCCACCAAAAUAGUUUUGGUGGUGGUGAUGGGUAUCAGAGAUGUUUUGUAACAUCUAAGACAAGAAGCAUUUUCUAAGUAAAUUUACAGCAUACAAUGAAAAACUUGUCUUCAAUAUUGGUGCACAUGUGGAUUUCCAGCUCAUGGACUCUCCUGUUCAGCUUUAAUUUAAAAAGCAUAUAUUUACAUGAUUAAUGUCGAUAUACCAUAUUUACGUAGAGUGGGAAAUAGGGGUAUCUAAAAUGCAGUUGUCUGUUAAUAAAAAACAAACAAACAAACAAAAACUUUUCUGACGGCUGUCAAUUUCCACAGAAUGACUUUUUUCUCUUUUCUUUUUUCUAGGUGGAGACGCAGUAUUUUCUCACUUGAAGAUUCAUUUGAGGUGGCACGUGCUACCUGCUAAUAGCAGUUUAAACUAAUUUUUGUAUCAAGUCCAUGAAUUGGAAGUAAGACGUUGAGUCCCUCUGAAGUUUAAUUGAGUUUUCAUUAAGAUGAAAUUGCUUUCACAGUCUUAUUUCUUAAUUGCUAUGCUUAAGAAUCCAUUUGUUUUAUGCCCCUUCCUCAGUAUUGUAGCCCAAGUCUUGUGUUCAAAAGCCCAGUGUGACAGUGUCAUGAUGUAGUAGUGUCUUACUGGUUUUUUAAUAAAUCUUUUUGUAUAAACCUG
This is a messenger RNA of Chroicocephalus ridibundus (black-headed gull), 2331 nucleotides long. RefSeq names its product heterogeneous nuclear ribonucleoprotein D (gene HNRNPD). NCBI's taxonomy places the organism in Eukaryota, Metazoa, Chordata, Aves, Charadriiformes, Laridae. The coding region runs from base 198 to 1250 and encodes 350 amino acids. The record is from RefSeq and is a predicted model, not a curated record. The transcript has 7 exons. Gene Ontology annotation, cellular component: chromatin; nucleoplasm. Gene Ontology annotation, biological process: regulation of gene expression. Gene Ontology annotation, molecular function: RNA binding.